Sphaerodactylus townsendi is the source of this 2033-nucleotide messenger RNA. RefSeq names its product ermin (gene ERMN). The transcript has 2 exons. Gene Ontology annotation, cellular component: myelin sheath; cell cortex; extracellular exosome. The record is from RefSeq and is a predicted model, not a curated record. Gene Ontology annotation, molecular function: actin filament binding. Gene Ontology annotation, biological process: regulation of cell shape; regulation of cell projection organization; actin filament organization. The coding region runs from base 293 to 1030 and encodes 245 amino acids. Lineage: Eukaryota; Metazoa; Chordata; Lepidosauria; Squamata; Sphaerodactylidae.
AGUGGUGCAUUUUAUUAUGCAAUGGAAAGGGCUCUAAAGGACCAGAAAGGUGCUGAUUGGGUAGCCUCUUGGAGUGGGAACCGGUGGCACAUCCAAGAUAAAUCCUGACUUUGUCUGUUCUCUCUUGGGCUCUGCAACACGGUGAGCAGAAAGGAAUCUUGUUGGCUGUUCAAGAGCAGUUUUUGAAAGAAGCAGUGCGAAAUGGUCAAUCGGCACUGAUUUUGGCAGCAGUUAUAGGAUUGUUACUGGGACAUACAUUUCCACAAGCAACCAGUUGGAUACUGCAGGAAUCAUGACAGAAGACGUUGAAGUUAGAUCCGGCGUACCAGAGUAUAAUCGAAACGUGCCCUCUGAAAAACCACAGCUCCAGGUCAUUGAUAUUAUCGAUCAAAUGGCAAAUUCUGUUGAGAUAUUUCCAUAUGAAAAUGCAGAGCUUAAUCCUGACUCUCUGCUUGUGGAAACAGAUCAAGAAGAAGCUGGUCAGUUUGUACAAAACACAGCUUGUGCUGUUUCAGUUGAAGAUAAAGAAUACCAAGGUGUCUGUGAGGAGAAUUAUCCUCUAAGUGCCAAAGUACAUGAAGGAACUGAACAAGAGGAAAGGAUCACAGAACAGCCUUGGGAGGAAAAGGCCUACAACACCAAGGAGGCCAAGGAGGACCAAGAAGAAGCACAGCCACAUGAACACAUGGAGCAAACUGAAACGGAAACAUACUUAGAAGUCAGUGGGAAUGCAUCAGGAGAAGAUGCCAAUCAAACAGAAGAGGAGUCUCAGGAAAAUAACGGGGAGUCUCAGGAAAAUAACGGGGAGUCUCAUAAACAAUGGCAGGAAACCAACAGCAAAGAUUUUUUCCCCAUCAAUCCCAAGAGUAACUCUGUGAUAGAGAAACCAAAUGAGCAGCCAGGCUUAAUGAAAAAAAGCGAUAUCUCCCGGCACAGUUAUUCUCGAUACAAUACGAUAUCUUAUCGGAAGAUCCGCAAAGGAAACACAAAACAGAGAAUUGAUGAAUUUGAGUCCAUGAUGCAUUCAUGAACUGAUGCAGAGGAUCUGAUCAGCACGAUGAGACUUCCCUUCUUCCACAGGGACAAUUCUCUCCCUUGGAACACCAACUUUCCUUUUUGAGUCUGAUCCCACUAAAAUGAGUCAUGACUAACUCUCAUUCGAACCAAUGGUACAAAUUAGUUGCGGCUGAAUAGUCCCAUUGCUUUUAGUGGGAUAUAGUAAUGGUGAAUUUUAGCUGCAUUGUGUCCAGUAUGUUUAAUUUAAGUAUAUACUUCAAAAAUGUAACCUCUGGUGUUUCAAUAUGAAAUAGCAAAUUCCUGCUGUAGGUAAAAGAACACUAGCCUGAUUUAACCUAGCCUGAUUUUGAAGGUAGGGAAAUCUCCUUCUCUCUCUCUCUUUCUUUUGUAUUGCAAUUGAGACAACAGACAGUCUUAGACUAACUAGUGAUCAUAUUAAUGCAUAUAAAAUAAUCAAGACACUUGGGCAUUAUGGUGAUUUCCUGAUAACAGAUUAAACUAGAGGAUACUAUUAUCAUAAUAAAAGUGAUAACACUUUUCAGUUGCUGUGUUCUAUCUUUUAAUGAGUUUGGGUAUCAUUAAAUAUAUAUGCCAGUUUUCAACCUCUAGCAGUUUCCCCCCAUAUAUUACCAUUUUGUUUUGAUAAAGUAAUUGCAUAGGUUUACACUAAACACUAAAUUGGGAUAAGUGACUAAGAGCGUACUCCCAUGCACACUUAUUUGCAAGUAAGCCCCACUAAAUACAGUGGGAUUUACUACUGAGUAAACAUGCAAAAGAUUGGGCUGUUACCUAGUUUGACCAACAGCUAAAUCAGUACAUUCAAGUGUCUAAAAAAAUAAUCUUGUAUUUGUUGUAUCCAGUCCAUGAAGUUGGGUCGAAGAAUAGCUUUCCACUUAUGGGAGGAUUUCUUCUACUUGUUGAAAUAGGAACUUUCUGCUUAAGCAAUUUGAUAAUCUCAGUGAGAAAGACAGACCAUAAAUGAAAUUAAAAAAAUAAAUAUAUUUUCCAUCACAGUA